CGAACUUUGGCAGAUCAAAAAUUAAACCACGAUGAUUGGCUAAUGCCUUCACGGUAUCAUCUCAUCUGGCCACAGCAGCACGAAACACGCCAAAGUGACUGCCUUUCAUUUGACUCAACAGAGAGCAACACCCCCGACUUCAAAGUCGCUCACACCUUCUACAUUCAAGCAAAAUGGUUACAGUUGGAAUCGUUGGCGUCGGUCUUGUCGGCUCAGAACUUCUCGCACAGCUUCAAGCUACCAGCUCAAAGCUCAUCAAGAUUGUUGCUUUGACAAACUCAAAGCGCAUGGUGGUGUCUGACAGCUACACCGAAAUCUCGCUCGCAGACUGGAAGAAUAAGCUCGCAGGCUCCACUACUGAAGCCAAUAUCAGCCACCUUGUUCAGUAUUUGUCCAAGUCGCCUGAGCAUUCCAUCAUCAUUGAUUGCACUUCCUCUGAUCAUAUUGCUUCCCAAUAUCCUUCAUGGCUCUCUGCCGGCCUUUCCAUUGUUACUCCCAACAAGAAGGGUUUCUCUGGAUCUCUUAGUCUCUAUGAGCAAAUCACUUCUCUCUCUAACAACCUGCCCGGAAGCACUCCCGGCAAGGGAAAGCCUUUGGUGUACCAUGAGUCCACCGUCGGAGCCGGUUUGCCUAUUUUGAACACCUUGACUGAUCUCGUCAAGACUGGUGACAAGGUCCAAAAGGUUGAGGGAAUCUUCUCUGGAACCCUUAGCUACAUCUUUAACAAUUUUUCCACCUUGAGCGCCAAUGCUGAGAAGAAGAACUUCUCUGACAUUGUCAAGGUUGCCAAGGAAUUGGGAUAUACCGAACCUGAUCCAAGAGAUGAUCUCAACGGCAUGGACGUUGCUCGUAAGGUUACUAUUUGCGGUCGUCUCGCCGGACUUGAUCUCGAUUUGUCCACUCUUGCUGUCGAGAACAUUGUUCCUCAGGAGCUUCAAGGCGUUGCUUCAGCUGAUGAGUUCAUGUCUAAGCUUCCGCAGUUUGAUGACCAUUUCCAGAAGUUGAAUGACGCUGCUGUCCAAAAUGGUGAAGUCUUGCGAUAUGUUGGCGUUGUUGAUGUUCAAGGAAGCGGUAGCGGUGUUAAGUUGGUCAGAUAUCCCGGCUCCCACCCCUUCGCUUCUCUCCAGGGCAGCGAUAACAUCAUCAAGUUCACCACUGAACGAUUCCCUAACGGCAUUAUCAUUCAAGGAGCUGGUGCCGGAGCUGCCGUUACUGCUUUCGGUAUUUACUCUGACAUCCUUAAGAUCCAGGAACGCGUUCAAGGAUUUUAGAAUGUGUAUCAUAGAAUUGAAGGAAGACUUAAGAGGUUGAUGACGUUAUACUAUAGCAAGCUGUUAAAAUAAAAAUGGAUUAAACAUGAUAAGCGCUUUUCAA
Umbelopsis ramanniana AG is the source of this 1374-nucleotide messenger RNA. RefSeq lists its product as uncharacterized. Gene Ontology annotation, biological process: aspartate family amino acid biosynthetic process; L-homoserine biosynthetic process. The transcript is spliced from 3 exons. Bases 174 to 1271 code for a protein of 365 amino acids. The record is from RefSeq and is a predicted model, not a curated record. NCBI's taxonomy places the organism in Eukaryota, Fungi, Mucoromycota, Umbelopsidomycetes, Umbelopsidales, Umbelopsidaceae. Gene Ontology annotation, molecular function: NADP binding; homoserine dehydrogenase activity; aspartate kinase activity.